ACCAUGGAGGCAGUGACAGCAUGAUAGCCUAUCUUGACUAGAUUUUUCGAGUAGCUAGUUUAUUAGGCCUUAUAUGACCAGCUUUAGCUAAAUGGUCUGUAAUUAAUGUAUUACUAUUACAUUAUUACCGAUUUGGAUAUUACCGAUCAGAAGAAGAUACAACGUGUUCCUACUACCGAUAACCAGCCGUAGAAAUGCCUCGCAUUGAGAAUGACAUCAAGUUGGACUUCAAGGAUGUGCUUCUCCGUCCAAAACGAAGCACACUCAAGUCCCGUAGUGAGGUUGACCUGAUGAGAAGUUACACCUUCAGGAACUCCAAGGGAAGCUACAGAGGAAUCCCCAUAGUUGCAGCCAACAUGGACACCGUCGGCACCUUCGAGAUGGCCCUGGCGUUAUCCAAGUUCACUCUCUUCACUGCCAUUCACAAACACUAUUCAGUAGAUGACUGGAAGGAGUUUGCAACAAAGAAUCAAGAAUGUGUACAGAGUGUGGCAGUCAGCACAGGGACAAGCGAAGGGGACUUUGACAGACUGGGUGAGAUCCUAGCCGCUGUGCCUCAGCUGCAGUACAUCUGUGUGGAUGUGGCCAAUGGCUACUCAGAGCACUUUGUCCACUUUGUCAAAGAUGUGCGUCAGAAGUACCCGACACACACCAUCAUGGCAGGGAAUGUGGUUACCGGGGAGAUGGUGGAGGAGCUGAUCCUCGCCGGCGCUGACAUCAUCAAAGUGGGCAUCGGACCAGGGUCUGUGUGCACCACCCGUAUGAAGACUGGGGUGGGCUAUCCCCAGCUGAGCGCUGUGAUCGAGUGUGCAGACGCUGCCCACGGCCUGGGCGGACACAUCAUCUCUGAUGGUGGAUGCACUUGCCCAGGUGACGUCUCCAAGGCUUUUGGCGCGGGGGCGGACUUUGUGAUGCUGGGCGGAAUGCUGGCCGGCCACUCAGAGAGCGGGGGCGAGGUCAUCGAGAAGAACGGGAAGAAGUACAAGCUGUUCUACGGCAUGAGCUCCGAUACGGCCAUGAAGAGACACGCCGGGGGCGUGGCCGAGUACAGGGCUUCUGAGGGGAAGACGGUGGAGGUGGUCUACAAGGGCCCCGUGGACGUAACCAUACGCGACGUCCUGGGUGGGGUCCGCUCCACCUGCACCUACGUGGGCGCAGGGAAGCUCAAGGAGCUCAGCCGCAGGACCACCUUCAUCAGGGUCACCCAGCAGCUCAACACCGUCUUUGGGAACGAUAACUAGGCGAGGUCCAGGCUGGUUCCUGGGCGUAACAGGGUCGGGGGGGGGGGGUGGUGGUGUGUUUUGUUUGCUGCCUGCCCCUGUCACGUGGAUGCUAUUACACAUUCUGCACACACACACACACACACACACACACAAUACUGUAACCAUUGAUAGUAAGAAUCAGUCAUUUGAGAAACGUAAACCUUGGAUAAGUGUUUGGUUGCCAAAUCAAAACCUUUUUAGGUGACACUAUCAAAACAAUCCCUUAUCUAAGAGUCUUAUUUAAGUUUUGAUAUUUUAGACAUAUUUGGCUUUUUUUCCUGUAAAUUACCAGAAAUUGACAUGUCUUUGUUAAUAAGUGACCCGAGGAUUGUUGUGGUACUUCAGGAUGCAUUUUUGUGUCAUCUUGCUCAAUCAUUCCCAUUCAGCUCUGCAGGCCUUGUGUACAGGCUUCUUCUCUCUGUCCAUUAUUAUCUACCAAGUCCUAGAAUCUCUCUCUCUCUUUACCUCUUUCUCUCUCUCUCUCAAUCCUCUCUUUCUCCUAACACUUCUAUGCACCGCCAUGCUAUAUGAAAGCCAUAUGCAAAAAAUAGAUGUAUAGUAUUUCACUGUAUGAAGUAUUUACUAUAUCAAGAGUACAGAUCAAGUUUAUCCCAAAAACAUAGUUUUUAUUAUUUUAGAUAUAUUCAGUAGAUGAAAAUAUUCCUUAUAAUUAGCAAUAUUGAAGAUUUUUAUGUUAAGAUAUUUCUGGUUAUUUAACUUAAUACUUUUCAAACUCACUUAAAUAAAUAUAUUUUGACCUUGAA
This is a messenger RNA of Salmo salar (Atlantic salmon), 2026 nucleotides long. Its product is annotated as GMP reductase 2. The record is from RefSeq and is a predicted model, not a curated record. Gene Ontology annotation, biological process: nucleotide metabolic process. Gene Ontology annotation, cellular component: GMP reductase complex. Lineage: Eukaryota; Metazoa; Chordata; Actinopteri; Salmoniformes; Salmonidae. Gene Ontology annotation, molecular function: GMP reductase activity.